Messenger RNA from Musa acuminata subsp. malaccensis (wild Malaysian banana), 1643 nucleotides. RefSeq names its product cytosolic isocitrate dehydrogenase [NADP]. Gene Ontology annotation, biological process: isocitrate metabolic process; NADP+ metabolic process. Gene Ontology annotation, cellular component: mitochondrion. NCBI's taxonomy places the organism in Eukaryota, Viridiplantae, Streptophyta, Magnoliopsida, Zingiberales, Musaceae. Gene Ontology annotation, molecular function: magnesium ion binding; NAD binding; isocitrate dehydrogenase (NADP+) activity. The record is from RefSeq and is a predicted model, not a curated record.
GUCCCCGUCUCGUCACCUAGCCGCGCUGCUCCUCUAGAGCUGUUCGCCCAAGCGGACAUGGCGUUCCAGAAGAUCAAGGUUGCGAACCCAAUCGUCGAGAUGGACGGAGAUGAAAUGACUAGGGUAAUUUGGAGAUCAAUCAAGGAUAAGCUUAUUUUCCCAUUUUUGGAUUUGGACAUAAAGUACUUUGACCUAGGCCUUCCAAAUCGGGAUGCCACAGAUGAUAGAGUUACAAUUGAAAGUGCGGAAGCUACUUUGAAAUAUAAUGUGGCAGUAAAAUGUGCAACAAUAACACCAGAUGAAGGUCGUGUCAAGGAGUUCAACCUCAAAGCAAUGUGGAAGAGUCCAAAUGGAACAAUCAGAAACAUUUUGAAUGGCACUGUAUUUAGAGAGCCAAUUAUCUGUAGAAACAUACCAAGGCUUGUGUCAGGAUGGACAAAGCCAAUAUGCAUUGGAAGGCAUGCUUUUGGUGAUCAAUACCGAGCCACAGACACAGUUAUUAAAGGACCUGGGAAGCUAAAAUUGUUGUUUGAGGGAAAAGAAGAGCAAGUCGAGCUAGAAGUGUUCAAAUUCACAGGUGCUGGUGGUGUGGCGUUGUCUAUGUAUAAUACUGAUGAGUCGAUUCGUUCUUUCGCUGAGGCUUCAAUGAACACAGCCUACCAGAAAAGGUGGCCACUUUACCUUAGCACUAAAAACACAAUUCUCAAGAAGUAUGAUGGAAGGUUUAAGGACAUAUUCCAGGAGGUGUAUGAGACUCAAUGGAAAUCCAAAUUUGAGGCUGCAGGAAUAUGGUAUGAGCACCGAUUGAUAGAUGAUAUGGUUGCUUAUGCACUUAAGAGCGAAGGUGGAUAUGUGUGGGCUUGUAAGAACUAUGAUGGAGAUGUGCAAAGUGAUUUCUUAGCUCAAGGUUUUGGGUCCCUUGGGUUGAUGACGUCAGUGCUGAUGUGCCCUGAUGGGAAAACCAUUGAAGCAGAAGCUGCGCAUGGCACUGUUACUCGUCACUAUCGGGUUCACCAAAAAGGAGGAGAAACUAGCACAAACAGCAUUGCUUCAAUUUUUGCAUGGACCCGAGGGCUUGCACACAGGGCAAAGCUAGAUAAUAAUGCAAGAUUGCUCGAUUUCACUCAAAAGCUUGAGGCAGCUUGCAUUGGAACUGUGGAGUCUGGGAUGAUGACCAAAGAUCUUGCUCUCCUCGUUCAUGGACCCAAGGUUACUCGAGAUAAGUAUCUGAGCACCGAACAGUUCAUUGACGCGGUGGUAGCGGAGCUUAGGACAAAGCUGUGUGCCAGAUCGAAGUUGUAAACUCCCUCUCACCCUUACAUUGGCUCAGGAAUUAGUUGUGGACCGUGUAGAUUGCGAAGGAGUGGGUCGCUUUCGACCUUUCAGCAAUAAGGUGGAGUUCUCGUCAGUAAUUCAUCAUGUCAAAGGAACUGAACAACUCAAUUUACUUUGCCCCCUACCCGUGAUAUGUUUUACGAGUUGAAUUGUUGUACUCUUCUGGCUGUGGUUGUGCGUUUGGUGCAUACAGGUGUCAUAUCAUGUGCAUCUCGUGUUGAUGUAGCAGCUAAUUGAAUAUUGUGGAUGCUUUAGCUAAAGAGAGUAUACUAUUGCACGGCAAACAACUUGGAACACUUGCAUAGGUG